UGAGGCAACAGCCGGUGCAGGACGUAUCGCCACGGUGUCGGUGUUGAGACACUCGUCCCGGUCGUCCAGCCCGGGCGUGUCUUCGGCAUCAAGUCCACAUCGACACCGACAGGCGAUAUGAGUACGAAAUUCAUAAUUGAUAGUAUGCUACCUGCUAAGUACCAACAAUUCCACCCUCAACAGUUGUUCUCAAGCGCGACUCCAGGUACCAUUCAGUGCACGACGAGUCCGGCCACCGCGAGCCUAGAAUCGAGUUUAUCCGCGGCUGCAGUAGCGGCCGCGGCAGUCAAUUACGCACAGCAGCACAAUUCACCGAGCCCGACGGGUUCGAGUCCCCAGCACUCGGGAAGCUCUGCUUCGACAUCACCGGCGGCACGUACCACAUCCAGUAUGUAUCCAUACGUGUCCGCCGCAGCGGCGCAUCAUCAUCAUCAGCAGCAGCAAGCGGUCGCGGCCGCCGCAUUCGGUGCGACGUCGAGUAUGGUGCCCGGUUUCGGCUCCACGGCAGCGUCCAGCGCUGCUCUAGCCGCCGCCGCUGCCGUCGACGCCGCGACCGCCGGCGACAAAUCGUGCCGUUACACAGCUAGUCUGACCGGCAAUGUAGCACCUGCCUCCGCCGACCCUAUGGUUAACUAUACUCUAGGCCACCAUCAUCAGAACGGCGCUACGCCCGGUAGCCUCGUCUCAUCCGCGUCCGCAUCCUCGGCUGUUGUCGAUCCUUUGACGUCCUGCCAACAACCCACCACAGGUCAACCUGGGAUCUCGGAUAUACCCCGGUAUCCAUGGAUGUCUAUUACCGAUUGGAUGAGUCCAUUUGACAGAGUGGUUUGCGGUCCGAAUGGCUGUCCGAGGCGCAGAGGUCGGCAAACAUACACCCGGUUCCAAACGUUGGAAUUAGAAAAAGAAUUUCACUUUAAUCACUAUCUGACGCGACGACGACGAAUAGAGAUCGCGCAUGCACUCUGCCUGACGGAACGACAGAUCAAGAUCUGGUUCCAGAAUCGGCGAAUGAAACUGAAAAAGGAGUUGAGGGCAGUCAAAGAGAUCAACGAACAAGCCAGACGCGAGCGUGAGGAGCAAGAUAUGAUGAAGAAACAGCAGGCGGAGAAACAGGCCAAGAUACAGCAGGAGCAGCAGAGCGCCGCUCUUCAGCAUCAGCAGCAACAUCACGUAAGCGGCCUGGAAAAAACGCAAAGCGAUCUUCUGAAAGCAGUCAGUAAGGUACCCACAUAG
Mycetomoellerius zeteki is the source of this 1233-nucleotide messenger RNA. RefSeq names its product homeobox protein abdominal-A homolog. The record is from RefSeq and is a predicted model, not a curated record. The coding region runs from base 118 to 1233 and encodes 371 amino acids. Gene Ontology annotation, molecular function: DNA-binding transcription factor activity, RNA polymerase II-specific; RNA polymerase II cis-regulatory region sequence-specific DNA binding. Lineage: Eukaryota; Metazoa; Arthropoda; Insecta; Hymenoptera; Formicidae. Gene Ontology annotation, biological process: negative regulation of transcription by RNA polymerase II; anterior/posterior pattern specification. The transcript is spliced from 4 exons. Gene Ontology annotation, cellular component: nucleus.